GGGAAAGCCACAGGGCCUCGCCUCCUCCGGCCAAUCACGGCUCUACCAGGCUGAGGGAGCCAGCGCUCGGGGAGCGGAGGGAGCGCCCAGGACUCUCCUCGCCGGCUGCGGGCGGCGCCUUUAUUUUGCACACGGCAGUAACUCCCGAGGUUCCUGUGCGCUGAGCACGCCGUGCGCCGGGCUGGCACAGAAGCCCAGGAGCCGGAGCUGUGGUUUGUGGUCACUAUGAAGGCCUUGUUUGGGCAGCAGAAUUCACCUGGAGAGGAAAUGACUUUUGUGUUCCAGGAAAGAGAAAACCUUCCUCCCCCCGGGGACCACGAGGUGAAGGUGCAAGUGAGGGCCUGUGCCCUGAGCUGGGUGGACACAAAGCUUCUGUCAGAAAUUAAGCUGAAGAAGGAACUCGUGCCUGUGGGACGAGAGAUUUCUGGAGUGGUGCUGGAAGUUGGGAGCAAGGUGACCUUUUUCCAGCCGGAUGAUGAAGUGGUGGGAAUUUUACCUCUGGAUUCUGAGGAGUCUGGUCUCUGUGAAGUUAUCCUGGUUCACGAGCAUUAUUUGGUGCAGAAGCCAGAGAAGGUUUGCUGGGCUGCAGCAGCCGGGACGGUGCGGGAUGGACUCCGGGCCUACACAGCCCUGCACUACCUGGCCCAGGCCUCUCCUGGGACAACUGUGCUCGUGCUGGAUGGAGCCAGUCCGUUCGGCACCAUCGCGGUUCAGCUGGCCCAGCACAGAGGGGCCAAAGUCGUCUGCACUGCCCACAGCCUGGAGGACAAGCAGUUCCUGGAGAGGCUCAGGCCUCCCGUGGCCCGGGUGAUCGACGUGGCCCACGGCAAGAUCGACGUGGCUGAGAGCUGCCUGGAGGAGACGGGAGGGCUGGGAGUGCACAUUGUGCUGGAUGCUGGAGGUAUUGGAGUGCACAUUGUGCUGGAUGCUGGAGGUAUUGGAGUGCACAUUGUGCUGGAUGCUGGAGGUAUUGGAGUGCACAUUGUGCUGGAUGCUGGAGUGAAAUUAUAUAGUGCUGAAGAUGAAUCAGCUUCAAAAUCCCAGCUGCUGCCUCACAAGCACGACAUCAUCACUCUGCUUGGGGUUGGGGGACACUGGAUAACAACAGAAAAAAACCUUCAGCUGGAUCCUCCAGACAGCCAUUCCUUGUUCCUUAAAGGAGCCACGGUGUCCUUCCUGAACGAUGAGAUCUGGAACUUGUCCAAUGUGCAGCAAGGGAAGUAUCUCUCCAUCCUAGAAGAUAUCAUGGAGAAAUUAUCAAGUGGCAUUUUCAGGCCUCAGCUGGAUGAACCGAUCCCACUGUACGAGGCCAAAGUUUCUAUGGAAAUUGUUCAGAGGAAUCAAGCCAGAAAAAGACAAGUCAUCCAGUUCUGACAGGCAAUCUCCUCAUUUCUGAGCCUGUGGGAGACAAAGAAACGUAAUAUAUUUGUGGAGUGAAUCAGUGUACACUUUCAGACAGUUCUGUUACCAGAAUUUAAACAUCCUUUGUACCUCAGCACAAGUGGUCUCGAAGCUCCUGUGACUUCAGGGUUUUUUUUAAUCCACAUGAGCAGAAUGUUCCCAUCAGCAGCUUCCAAAGCAGCAGCCUUGACCUACAGAUCUUGUCUGCCCUGCCCCAGUUACAAACAUCAGUAACAUCUACAGGCAAACCCAGCUGCUGUUGGUUUUCAACCAUAAGAAAUUAAAGGGGGAAAAAAAUCAUCCAGAACCAUAA
Pipra filicauda (Wire-tailed manakin) is the source of this 1714-nucleotide messenger RNA. RefSeq names its product crystallin zeta like 1 (gene CRYZL1). NCBI's taxonomy places the organism in Eukaryota, Metazoa, Chordata, Aves, Passeriformes, Pipridae. The record is from RefSeq and is a predicted model, not a curated record. Gene Ontology annotation, molecular function: oxidoreductase activity. The coding region runs from base 226 to 1374 and encodes 382 amino acids. The transcript has 15 exons.